GCCUCCAUCUUUCUGGGAGAGAGCGGGAGACCGAGAAAGCCGUAUCAGCGGCUGAGAAACGGUUCUCUACUCCAACAUGUACAGAACCAAAGUGGGCUUGAAGGACCGCCAGCAGCUCUACAAGCUGAUCAUUAGCCAGCUGCUCUAUGAUGGCUACAUCAGCAUUGCUAAUGGCCUCAUAAAUGAAAUCAAGCCUCAAUCUGUCUGCGCACCCUUGGAGCAGCUCCUGCAUCUCAUCAAACUAGGAAUGGAAAACGAUGACACAGCGGUUCAGUAUGCAAUUGGUCGAUCAGAUACAGUUGCCCCUGGCACCAGGAUUGACUUGGAGUUUGAUGCAGAUGUUCAGACAAUGUCCCCAGAGGCUUCUGAAUAUGAAACAUGCUAUGUCACAUCCCAUAAAGGACCAUGCCGUGUAGCUACCUAUAGUAGAGAUGGGCAGUUGAUAGCUACUGGAUCUGCUGAUGCUUCCAUAAAGAUACUCGACACAGAAAGAAUGUUGGCCAAAAGUGCUAUGCCAAUAGAGGCCAUGAUGAAUGAGACUGCACAGCAGAACAUGGAGAACCACCCAGUCAUUCGAACACUCUAUGAUCACGUGGAUGAAGUCACAUGUCUCGCUUUCCACCCAACAGAACAGAUCCUGGCAUCUGGUUCGAGGGAUUACACCCUUAAAUUAUUUGAUUAUUCCAAGCCAUCUGCAAAAAGAGCCUUCAAAUACAUUCAGGAAGCUGAAAUGUUGCGCUCCAUCUCUUUUCAUCCUUCGGGAGACUUUAUACUUGUUGGAACUCAGCACCCAACUCUUCGCCUUUAUGAUAUCAACACCUUUCAGUGUUUCGUCUCUUGCAAUCCUCAAGAUCAGCACACUGAUGCUAUAUGUUCUGUCAAUUACAAUCCCAGUGCCAAUAUGUAUGUAACUGGUAGCAAGGACGGCUGCAUCAAAUUAUGGGAUGGUGUUUCAAAUCGAUGCAUCACAACUUUUGAAAAAGCACAUGACGGAGCCGAAGUCUGUUCUGCCAUUUUUUCCAAAAAUUCUAAAUACAUUCUUUCAAGUGGAAAAGACUCUGUAGCUAAACUUUGGGAAAUAUCAACAGGACGAACACUGGUCAGAUACAUGGGUGCGGGUCUGAGUGGACGGCAGGUGCACCGGACACAGGCUGUCUUUAACCACACGGAGGACUAUGUGUUGCUGCCUGAUGAAAGGACGAUCAGCCUCUGCUGCUGGGACUCCAGGACAGCUGAGCGGAGGAACCUGCUGUCUUUGGGGCACAACAACAUUGUACGCUGCAUAGUAUACUCACCCACCAACCCCGGAUUUAUGACAUGCAGUGACGACUUCAGAGCCCGGUUUUGGUACCGGAGAUCAACCACCGACUGAGCCACCUUCAUUACGAGGGUUCUUGUCUCUAGGACUCUGCCUUCCUCCCCUGUGUCCUGUCACCAGCUUCCAUAGUAAGUCAUUGCACCAUCUUUGACAGUUGUGCUGCCAGCUCUGUCUGCAUCCUUCUUGGAUUUGUACAAAAGAAUCUUUUUUUACCUUGAUGUAGAAUCAUGGUGGAAAAAGUUGGAAACACAGAUCUGUGCAGUUAUUCUACAUUCACUGAUUAUUACAGUGUGACUUUCAUCGAUUUUGUAAAUACAGGACUUGCCAUUUCUUUGGAAUCUCUUGAUCAUUUGGAGGAUAAAAUAUUAAAGUGCUUUCUAGAUUUCAAGUGAAUCUGUCAUGAGGAACUUUCAUUUGGUACUUUGUCAACGUCCAUGCCUCUUCCACUACACUCUGUAUCUUUCCUUCCCAGAUACAUUGGCAUGCAAGUAGCCAUGUGGCUCUGAGGAUCCAGAGUUUGUACCGUGUUGAACCAUUUUUGAGACACUCGGUUCUAUCAUUAAAUGACAUCAUUCUGAUAAUAAAGCUCACAUAUGCAA
This is a messenger RNA of Marmota flaviventris (yellow-bellied marmot), 1917 nucleotides long. Lineage: Eukaryota; Metazoa; Chordata; Mammalia; Rodentia; Sciuridae. The record is from RefSeq and is a predicted model, not a curated record.